This is a messenger RNA of Schizosaccharomyces osmophilus, 267 nucleotides long. RefSeq names its product V-type ATPase V1 domain subunit G (gene vma10). Gene Ontology annotation, biological process: proton transmembrane transport. Lineage: Eukaryota; Fungi; Ascomycota; Schizosaccharomycetes; Schizosaccharomycetales; Schizosaccharomycetaceae. Gene Ontology annotation, cellular component: vacuolar proton-transporting V-type ATPase complex. The record is from RefSeq and is a predicted model, not a curated record. Gene Ontology annotation, molecular function: proton-transporting ATPase activity, rotational mechanism. The transcript has 2 exons. The coding region runs from base 1 to 267 and encodes 88 amino acids.
AUGUUUGCUAAUCGCCGAACUAUAGACCGUGUUCAAAGAUUAAAGGAUGCACGCCAGGAGGCCAAGACGGAAAUUGAAGAGUACGCUGCUUCCAAGGAGAGAGAAUUCAAAGAUUCUGAGAAUAAGGCUUCCGGUAUAUAUUCUCAGACUGAAGAAGAAACGAAGAAGCAAGUUGAGAAAGACUUUAUUUUCAUCAAAGAGAAUGCCAAGGAGAAAUCUGAUAAAGCAAUUGAUGCCAUCUUGGCCGUCGCCUGCGACGUAAAGUGA